Messenger RNA from Coccidioides immitis RS, 471 nucleotides. RefSeq lists its product as uncharacterized. Bases 1 to 471 code for a protein of 156 amino acids. The transcript has 4 exons. NCBI's taxonomy places the organism in Eukaryota, Fungi, Ascomycota, Eurotiomycetes, Onygenales, Onygenaceae. The record is from RefSeq and is a predicted model, not a curated record.
AUGCCUCCAACCCUACAUUCCCGUUCGAAAUCAGCCUCCAAAAGCAACAGUCCCCCUUCUACGGACAACAACACCACCAAAGCGAACAAGAAUGACGGAGAAUUGAACUUGGAAAAUUCAGAAGACCAAAUCGCUACGUCAGCAAAUAUCAAGCCUGGCAAAUGGGACGGUUUGGCGCAGUCCCUUCGCAACUGCACUUGGGAACAGCUUCAAGAGCGAUUUAUAGAGGCAAUGGAUGAACGAUCUGAUAUGGAGAAUGCGCUUCAGAAGGAGACCGCGGAUUUACUUGAGGUAUUCAUUGCAUGGUCGCAAACUACAGUCUUUUCCGAUGAGGAUCGAGCUUAUAAAAGAUUCAAAACCAGGAUGGACUACGUACAAAACUCAGAGGAGCGGUUAGAGGAUAAAAAGCAACAUUACGCGAAUGUUGUCAGGGCAUUUGAGAACGCGUUAGCCCUUUUGCGGGAUGAUUGA